GGCGGUUGUACCGGGUAGUGCCACGUUGAUGGACACCAGUGGGGACGUGGAAAUCCGUCUGCAGACCGCAGCCGGGACCCGGUAGCCUCCUCUCCUUGUGUUUUCUCUGCCGUGAAACCCUGAGCACGCUCCACAGAGGAACCGUGUGUGUGUCUGUACGCGUGUUUUAUGUCUGUUCGUGUGAGAAGGCGCACAGAAAGUGAAGGAUGAAACUCAAAGAGAUCAACCGCACAGCCAUCCAGACCUGGAGCCCUGCUCAGCACCACCCUGUCUACCUGGCUACAGGAACAUCAGCCCAACAGCUGGAUGCCUCCUUCAGCACCAAUGCCUCCUUGGAGUUUUUCGAGCUGGACCUGGCUGAUCCGUCACUGGACAUGAAGUCAUGUGGCAGCUUCUCCUCCACUCACAGAUACCACAAAUUGGUGUGGGGUCCCUAUGGGAUGGACUCCGGCGCUCACCCAUCUGGGGUCCUUAUCGCAGGAGGCGAGAAUGGCAACGUCAUCCUCUAUGACCCUGCAAAGAUCAUCGCUGGAGAGAGCGACGUGAUCAUUGCUGAGAGUGACAGACACACUGGGCCAGUGAGAGCUCUCGACGUCAACCCGUUCCAAACAAACCUUGUUGCAUCAGGUGGGAAUGAGUCUGAGAUCUACAUCUGGGACAUGAAUAACUUUGGUUCUCCUAUGACACCAGGACCUAAAACACAGCCUUUGGAGGACAUCAGCUGCGUGUCAUGGAACAAACAGGUCCAACACAUCCUGGCCUCUGCCAGCCCGAGUGGCCGAGCCUCCGUGUGGGACCUCCGCAAGAACGACCUCAUUAUUAAAGUUAGCGACCACAGCAACAGAAUGCACUGCUCUGGACUGGCCUGGAACCCAGAAGUGGCAACUCAGCUGAUUUUGGCCUCUGAAGACGAUCGGAUGCCAGUCAUCCAGAUGUGGGACUUACGUUUUGCUACCUCUCCUCUGAAGAUAUUAGAGAAUCACACACGGGGUGUCCUAUCCAUCGCUUGGAGCUUGGCUGAUCCCGAGCUGCUCCUGAGCUGUGGGAAGGACAACAGGAUCCUGUGCUGGAAUCCAAACACAGCAGAGGUGCUGUACGAGUUGCCCACAAGCAGCCAGUGGUGCUUUGACAUCCAGUGGUGCCCCAGGAACCCUGCGGUGCUGUCGGCUGCCAGCUUCGGCGGACACAUCGACAUCUACUCCAUCAUGGGAGGCAGCAGCCAGGCGCAGAGCAAGAGACAGGCUGACCAGAUAAGCACCUCAUUCGGGAACAUGGAUCCUUUUGGGACAGGACAAACUUUGCCUCCACUGCAGCUGCCCCAGACCACUGCCCCUCCAGCUGUAAUAAACCCCCUGAAGAAGCCACCCAAAUGGAUCCGCAGACCUGUUGGGGCCUCGUUUGCUUUCGGUGGAAAGCUGGUGUCUUUGGAGAACCCGAAGCCAAACCCUCAGCAGCUGCAGCAGCCCACUUCCCACGUUGUACAUGUCAGCCAGGUUGUUACAGAAACAGCCUUUCUGAAGCGCUCCGAUCAGCUGCAGGCCACUCUGAGCUCAGGCAGCUUCGUGGACUUCUGCCAGGGAAAGAUCGAUGCAGCUGAAAAUGAGUUUGAAAAGACAAUUUGGUCUUUCCUCAAGGCUAAUUUUGAAAAUGAUAUCCGCAGCAAGUUCCUGGAACUUCUGGGUUACAACAAAGAGGAGUUAGCCCUAAAGAUUUCAGCAGCACUAGAGGAAAAACCUGCUGAUCCUCCGGAGCCUCAAACUUCUCCUCUUCAGGUGGAGGUGCCUGCUCCAGUCAGCCUGCAGCCUUUACCAGACCUCAGCCUCAUGCAGCCAGCAGACACUCCAGAGGCUGUGUUCGACAUGAUCGCUGCAGCAAACCCUCAGCCAGCUGCCACAUUUGAACUGGACGCCACUCCUGAAGCAGACGGUGUAAAACCAGAAGCAGCAGAAGAUUUAGAGGAAGAUGUUCUCACUGAUGAACCAGAAGAAAAUGUUGAAAAGGUUCUCACACAAGGAGAUGCUGAGGAAGAGAAGGAGGAGGUGGGGGAGGAGAUGGAUGAAGAGGAGAUCCCCUUAGAUGAGGAGACGACAGCAUCAGUGGAAGAGGAGGAGAAGGAGGAGGAGGAGCACAUUUCAGCUGAGACCCCAGCUCCGGUUCAGGCUCCAGUUGAGUUGGCCGCUGAGGUCCCAGCUCCAUUUCUGGCUCCAGUUGAGUUGGCCACUGAGGUCCCAGCUCCAUUUCUGGCUCCAGUUGAGUUGGCCACUGAGGUCCCAGCUCCAUUUCUGGCUCCAGUUGAGUUGGCCGCUGAGGUCCCCGCUCCAUUUCUGGCUCCAGUUCAGGAGGCCACUGAGGUCCCAGCUCCAACUCCUGCAGAAGGAGUCAGUCUCAGCAUCAGUCAAGAUGUAGACGGCUUGAUCACGCAGGCUCUGCUGACCGGAGACUUUGAGGGAGCUGUUGACCUAUGUCUCCAUGACAACCGGAUGGCGGACAGCAUCAUUCUCGCCAUCGCAGGAGGGGCCGAACUCUUGGAGAAAACCCAGAAGAAAUAUUUUACAAAAGCACACAGCAAGAUAACCAAGCUGAUCAGUGCAGUGGUGAUGAAAGACUGGCAUGACAUCCUGAAGACGUGUGACCUGCAGAACUGGAAAGAGGCCCUAGCUGCCGUCAUGACCUACGCUCAGCCUGAGGAGUUCUCUUCCCUCUGUGACCUUCUUGGGGACAGACUGGAAGCAGCAGAGGUCGCUCAACUCCAAGCCCAGGCCUGUCUGUGCUACAUCUGUGCCGGCAACGUGGAGAAACUCGUGUCUUGUUGGACCAAAGCUCAGGAAGGACACUGUCCCCUCUCUCUCCAGGACCUGGUGGAGAAAGUGGUGGUGCUGCGUCGCGCAGUAGAACAGACCCAGCGCUCUGAUCCCGCUGCUGUUGGCAUCCUAUUGGCCGAGAAGAUGAGCCAGUACGCCAACCUGCUGGCCUCACAGGGCAGUCUGACCACCGCCAUCACCUACCUGCCCGACAACACCAACCAGGUUGCCGUGCAGCAGCUCCGUGACCGCCUCAGUCGGGCUCUGGGGCAGCAGGCGGUGGCUCCUGCAGCUCCUGUACAAACCCAGAGAGCUCAGUCUCAGCGACCUACCCCUCAGGCUCAACACAACUCAGCGCUGCCACGCCAACCCUUUACCCCGGUCCAGCCCACCAUGGUGCCUCAGCCCACUAGUGCAGCUCCAGUACCGAUGCUCACACCUGCCUCUGCGCCUGCACCUUCCCAGCCGCAGUAUUUCCAGCCAAUGAGGGCUGCCUCCACUGUCACCUCCUGGAGUAAUCAAAGUCCCACAGCCCUCCCCAAUGUCCCUCCUCCUCUUCAAGUAGGCAGCGCCUCUGAGCCACAGGCGGAGCCUCCAAAGUCCAUGUACGGGAUGCCAGCCUCCUCCACAGCUUUUGCUGCACCUGCGGCCUCGUCCUUCAUUUACUCCCAUCAGUACCAGCCUUACCCCCAGGUCAGCCAGUAUCCACCUGGAGCUGGUGGGGUGCCUGUCUAUCAGCCUCUACAGUACAACUCCUCUCAAGCCUCUCUUCCACCUCCUCCUGCAGAGCCCUACUCCCCUCCUCCUCACCCCCCAGGCUUUCUCUCUCAGUACACUCAGCCUGUCCCCUCUCAGCCAGCACAACCGUUCUAUCCCGGACAACCUCCCAUCAGCCACUGCCUGUCCUCCUCUCCACCCUCACAGCCUCCUUUCUUUCCCCCUGCCGCCUCCUCCUCCUCCUCUUUCUCUGCUCCUCCGUCCUCCGGAGCAUCUUUCCAGCAUGGCGGGCCAGGAUCUCCUGUGUCAUACAUGCCUCUUCCUCCACCAAGCGGAGUCUCAGGUACACAGCUUGAGCUUGACCCUGACCCCGAGCGGACCACCGCCUCUCAGAGAACAGGGCCUCAGAACGGCUGGAAUGACCCUCCUGCUCUGAGCAGAGCAACAAAGAAGAAGAAGCAGGUUCCAGAGAACUACACUCCCCCUGCACCCAUCACUGCUCCCAUCCUGGCUCCGCUGGGUGCUGAUCCUCAGGCGCAAAUGGGGUCCUCUGGGGCCCCUCAGGCCAUGGUCCAGGGCCCACAGGGCGCCCAGAUCCCUUACUCAGGAAUGAACCAGCAGCAGCAGCAGCAUCAUCAUCAUCAGCAGCAGCAGCAGCAGCUCCCCCCGACAACCAUGAACCCUGCAAUGCCCAAGACAAGUAUGGAGGGAGCACCGGGAGCACCUACUGGAGAUGUUAUUCAGCCUCUGCGGUCCAUCCCUGCUGAAAAGAUCAUGAAGAAGCCGAUCCCCGAUGAGCACAUGGUCCUGAAGACCACAUUCGAGGGGCUCAUCCAGAAGUGCUUGGCUGUAGCCACCGACCCUCAAACAAAGAGGAAGCUCGAUGAUGCCAACAAACGUUUGGAAGCACUUUAUGACAAACUCAGAGAGCAGACGCUCUCUCCAGCCAUCGUAGGAGGUCUACAUAACAUAGCCCGGACUAUAGAGUCCCGAUCCUACAUGGAGGGCCUCAACAUCCACACCCACAUCGUCAGCAACAGCAACUUCAGCGAGACGUCAGCAUUCAUGCCCGUACUCAAGGUGGUGCUGACACAGGCCAACAAACUCGGGGUCUGAUCAGGCCAGAUUAUAAAAAACCCCACCACCUCGGCACUCCUCCGAGUCUUUGACUGGCGGACAGUGGAGAGUGAGCGGUCAGGGGUCGAGCUGAGGAUGGGCGUUAUAAAUUGCUGGUUGCUUGUUUCACAGGAAACUCCAUUUGAAUCAAAUGCAAAUGAUGAAGAAUUGUGAGAUGUAUGAAAAAUACUGUUAAAUUCUUUUUUUUGUGCCAUUCACGUUUUCUGACACAGUUCAAACACAAGCCAUACUAUCAGUCGCACUCGGUUGGGAAACUAAAUUCUGAGCCCGGUGCAAACAUAUCCACAGUUAAAGGGCUUGAGAGAGUUUGAUUAAAGUUCCACCUCAAUCUGCCAGAAAGUCACUCUAAACAUUUGUUUGUAAUUUAGACUUUUACUCAUAUGGAUUAAUGCAUAAUCUUAAAAUAAAUGUGCAACAAUCCCACUGAAGCAUAAUUUAAUCUCCAAACCGACAAGCAAAUUAUGAGGAAUACAGUUUUAAGAUUUUGGAUAUGGAAAUGAAGGUAAAUAGAUUUGGAAGCAAAUUGUUUGACUAUGUUGGAUGCAAAGGAAUGAAAAUAGAAAGGAAAACGACAACAGAUUCAGGAAUUGUAAUGGCAUUUCUAUCUACUCAUGUUGAUCAGUACAAAUAAAUCUGGUCAACUAAAAGAAACAAGAACCCUUCUUUAGUAGUGUGGACAUAAAUAGCAGAAGACAGUCAUGUAAGAAAUAUAUGCUUGUUUCAUCUAUAUUAAAUUUCAAUAUUGCAGUGCAAUACAACAGUGUCCGGAUACAUCACAGUUAAUAUAAUUUUCUCUUAAAAGUACAAAAUUGUGUUUCACAUAUGAACACAACAAUACCUGCAUGCAUUUCGCAGUAGAGCUGAAAAAGAGGCAACAGAAGGAUGAGAGCAGAGGAGAAGUUUUCUAUGUUCAUUUCAACAGCAGGAGACAAGAAACGAAUUAAUUUAAAAUAAGAACAUCUGAUUGACUGCCAUGCUUUAACCAGUAGUCCCUCCCACAGCAUUUAAAGCAACAUUAAUGCCAGUUUUAUUUUCUUAAUGUGCUUAAUAUGACAUUUGCUAAUACUCUAAACCUGCUUCUAAUGGCUUACUUUCACCGCUGAUGUCACUAAUGCAACACUUUGGACCAAGACGUUGUCAGUGUGUGAAAUAUUUCAAUGCAGAGCAAUGCAAACCCAGUGUUUGUGGACAUUUUAAUGAUGUCUUAUUUUUGUUGUCUUCUUUUGUUUUUUCCUCUAUGUAAUCACGAGGCUCCGCUGAGUGCAAUGGACUUUUUUUUUUUUUAAACGAGACCGUGCUUUUAUGGAAUUUGAAAGUAUGCAUGCUUUAACACAGUGCUAGAAGUCGUCUGUAAUGGCAUUCAAGGUAAUUAUCUGCUAAUUAACCAGACCUCAGAAGGAAACUGGAAACAGACUUGAUUUUGAUUCCAACGAUGAUGAGGGCUGCAGUCUGAGUGGUCAACCUCGGUUGUUUUAGAUGGACUACAUGCAAUAUUUUCAAUAAAUAGUAUUUAUUUACCUGUGA
Messenger RNA from Paralichthys olivaceus (Japanese flounder), 6179 nucleotides. RefSeq names its product SEC31 homolog A, COPII coat complex component (gene sec31a). Lineage: Eukaryota; Metazoa; Chordata; Actinopteri; Pleuronectiformes; Paralichthyidae. Gene Ontology annotation, biological process: endoplasmic reticulum organization; intracellular protein transport; COPII-coated vesicle cargo loading. Gene Ontology annotation, cellular component: endoplasmic reticulum exit site; COPII vesicle coat. The record is from RefSeq and is a predicted model, not a curated record. Gene Ontology annotation, molecular function: protein binding; structural molecule activity.